Molecule: messenger RNA, 6207 nt
Organism: Siniperca chuatsi (mandarin fish)
Lineage: Eukaryota; Metazoa; Chordata; Actinopteri; Centrarchiformes; Sinipercidae
Gene: gfra1a
Product: gdnf family receptor alpha 1a
Exons: 11
Coding region: 679-2280 (533 amino acids)
Biological process (GO): nervous system development
Cellular component (GO): external side of plasma membrane; signaling receptor complex
Molecular function (GO): signaling receptor activity
Source: RefSeq, a predicted model, not a curated record
GUAGUGAGUGUGCAACUCACCAGUGACGGUAACCUUUCUUGAUGCCCAUUGGGAUUUAUGUCUCCGGCGCUCAUUAGUGAGUUAUGAGCUUAAAACUAAUUGUGUGUUUUCUGUGCUUCCCUUCUAAUAUUGCCAUUAUAAGGGAGUGUGCGCGCUGUGAUAGGAAGGCCUAUAUUUGUAAGUGUAUGAUAAGAUUACUGUACUUCAGUGCGAGGGGGAAGCUGGCACACUCUCCUCCUGCUGAAUGCGCUAGACAGCAGUGGGGCUCCAGUUGGCUGUGCGCGCUCAGACGCACAGACGCAAGCAUCCCACUGGUUGGAGUUGGAGGACACUCGCCCGUUUCGCUUCCACCGCUGCUCUGAUCCCGUGUCUUUGUCUCCCGGCGGUGAGAAGACCACCCGCACGGGAGAGAAAGAAAGAAUCACUUCUCUCUUUUUUUUGUGUGUGUGUGUGUGUGUGUGUGUGUGUGGUCUACUAAGAGUCAGAGAAACUGCAGAAUCGGGACUGGACACUUUUUGCAGGGGAAAUUAUUUCUCGCAUGAGGCGAGCCGGUUCUGUUCUGUACAGCGGAGCGCACACUACGUCUUUUCAAUGGAUUUCAAUACAGUGGAAGUACCCUGGGAAUUAAACUACUGUUAAGUCGCUUUUAGUUCGCAAAUUUCGUUCCAACAAGGCUUUAUGUUUCACAUGGAGAGGAAGACGAUGAUCCUCGCAGUACUGUAUGUCCUUCUGCCUCUUUUAGAUGUGUUGUCUUAUGCCGAGGAGAACCUGCGUGCUGGGGCCACCCGGCUGGACUGUGUGAGGGCCAGUGAGCAGUGCCUGAAGGAGCAGGCGUGCAGCACCAAGUACCGCACGAUGAGGCAGUGCGUGGCCGGCGGUAAGGAGAGCAACUUCAGCAUGGUGGCCGGCCUGGAGGCCAAGGACGAGUGCCGGAGCGCCAUGGACGCGCUCAAGCAGAGCCCGCUGUACAACUGCCGGUGUAAAAGGGGCAUGAGGAAAGAGAAGAACUGCCUGCGCAUCUACUGGGGGAUCUAUCAGACAUUACAAGGUAAUGAUUUCUUGGAGGAUUCUCCGUAUGAACCUGUGAACAGCCGUCUAUCUGACAUUUUCCGCCUGGCUCCCAUCAUAGAGGGUGGGGAACCUUGGAGCAGCUCCGCCACUUCAGCUCCAGGCAGGGGGGGCGCCCAGGGCAGGGUAUCCCAGGGCAGAGAGCCAGCUCUGGGUAGAGGGAGCCCCUCCUCCACGGAACUUCAGGAUCCCAGUAGAAACAGGAGAGCUCAUCCCAAUUGGGCCAUACUGGGUGAGCCUGCAGUGGCCAGAGAGAAUAAUUGUCUGAAUGCUGCCAAGGCCUGCAACCUGAAUGACACAUGUAAGAAGUACCGCUCGGCCUACAUCAGCCCCUGCACCAGCCGCGUCUCCACCGCCGAAGUCUGCAACAAGAGGAAGUGCCACAAGGCCCUGCGGCAGUUCUUUGACAAGGUUCCUCCGAAGCACAGCUAUGGCAUGCUGUUCUGCUCAUGCCCGCUUAGCGACCAGACAGCAUGUUCUGAACGCAGGCGUCAGACAAUCGUCCCUGUCUGCUCGUACGAAGAAAAACAGAAACCCAACUGUCUGGAACUGCAAGCCUCCUGCAAGACCAACUACAUCUGCAGGUCACGACUGGCUGACUUCUUUGUCAACUGCCAGCCGGAGCCUCGCUCGCUGUCAGGCUGUCUGAAGGAGAACUACGCAGACUGCCUCCUUGCAUACUCGGGUCUGAUUGGUACCGUGAUGACUCCUAACUACCUGCGCUCACCCAAAAUCAGCGUCUCUCCGUACUGCGACUGCAGCAACAGUGGCAACAACAAGGACGAGUGUGACAAGUUCACUGAGUUUUUCACAGAGAACACCUGCCUCCGUAAUGCCAUCCAGGCCUUUGGGAAUGGGACAGAUGUGGGAGUGUGGCAGCCAAUGUCCCCUGUCCAGACCACCACAUCCACCACCACCCCCUACCAGAGGAACCGCGAGCGCAAUCCCAACACCAUCGACAACAACAUUAACACAGACCCUGGCAUCUACCACUUCUGUGGCAGCCUACAGGCUCAGAAAUUGAAGUCUAACUCAACUGUUGAUGGUGUCUUCUGUGUGGACCCUCAGAUAGACGGUCCAAGUACGUCCAACACCAUCCUGAGGAACUCGGCUGUCUCCAGACGGCCUGCAGGCCUGGCUUCUCUGCUGCCCCCGCUGCUCUGGCUGUGGUACUGCAGCCUGCUGGCGCUCUCCUCGCCGGGCAUCUUGUAGCCUCGCCGCUUCACAGCAACAAACUACAACGGACUGACAAACACACAUUUGUAUAAAAGAAAAGGCAAAACAAGAAAUUAUAUCCUUUCUUCUCAGUAACAUCUGUUGUAUUUUUAUUUCCCUCUGGAUUCUAGCUCUCUUUUGAUUCCUACUUUGAUUUUUUUAUGAAUUUUUGAGAAGCUUUGUUGUUUUAUUGUUUUUUGCAUUGCAGCUGUGUGCUAAAACGGUGAUCUACUAUACGUGUUAACUCAAUUUGGCUGUGUGUUCGCCUUGGGGUAGUUGGGGAAAAAAGGGAUGUAAAGCUUCCGUGUUGCUCACCUGGGCAGAAAUGAGACAAUACUCAAGGACAACAUUCCAAUAAACCACAGCUGGUGGCUCUUGGAAAGGUACACACAAUGUAAAUUAACAUCGAUUUUCGGAGUCGUCAAAUCAGUUUUCACCCACGUCUGUUUGUGUGUUGAGGCUAUAGGUGGGAUCUUUUGCUUAAAAGUCACAGUCAGUUCAGUAACGGCUACAUUUUAUCACUUGGGCAGCCUUUUAGGUGUUAUUCGGUCUCCUCUGUGGUUUGUGUAUGUUUUGAUAAUGACGUGAUCUGGUAUUUUACAUUUUUAUGAAAGGUCCACAUGGAUAUUUACUUCACUUGAAAGCCUUUUUUUUUCAGGGUGAACACCAAUAAUUUAAAAUAUCAGAGAAGUUAGAACAUCUGCGCCCAAAACGUCUUUACUGUAGCUCAUACUGAACACACAUCGCCGCAGGCAAAAGCACACAGGCAAAGACCCACAAACACAUACUGCACAUUUUCACACAUUCAGACAACACACACAAAAACACACACAGCGCCAGGCUUUCUGCUCCCUUUUUUUAACACCUGGUUUUUGCCAACAGAGUGAUACUCAGAGAUCACAGGACAGUAGGUUAUACGCUGCUGUGGAUGGCUGAAUCCACUCUACUCAUUAGUGAUUGUACAUACUUGUAAUUGUUAGAAGUCCGGGCCAUGUUCAGUGUUUUUCUGUGGAAGGUGACAGAGAAGCUGCUGCAGUUUCACCUGAACAUUUUGUUUUAUUUUUUUAGUUUUGAUGUACUUUGCUGCACUGCGUCCACAAAAACAAGAGCUGAGGAAAUAAGAAUAGGCUUACUGUUGUAGAGUAUAUUCAACGAGAAACUCACACCUCCAUUGCUGCAAAGCUCAAAGCAUCCUUUUCUGUCAGUUCAGCAUUACGAUUUAUUGCCUCAAUUGUGAAACUGUCGACGCGUGUUUGGGGAGGGAGUGAUCGCUUGAAAUUGACCAUUUGCUAAGCCCUUAGUUACUGUCAUGACAACUGUAAAAUUUCGUAUUCUGGCGUAGCAUGUAUGCAGGUUACCAUACCAAGUGGCAGAGUCGCUACUCGAAAUUGGUAGUAAUUUCUAGAAUAAUUGGCCUUUGAUUUCAGAUAGAAGUAGACAAAAGCACACUUCAGAAUUUUUGCUGGUGACCAUCAUUUAUUUGACGGCUAAAAGAACAACUGUCGACUGUAGCUAACUCAGAAUGGAUUUCUGUGUGCUGAUUGGAAACCUUCUCCAGCUGACUUACACAGCUUACUACAGCUGACCUAUUUGAAAAUGAGAACCCUGAAUCGUGUUACGCAUUUGAUGCCUACAUCGAAUGCAAAUCUUUCUAACUCAGGACCGCGAUAUAAGCAGUGGUAAAGCUUAGAAUGUAGAUCCCAGGCAAACAGUCAUCAUUUGAUGACCCAUGUAGAAGACAUGGAAAUAAAGGAGCAGCAUUGUUGUAUUGCAGGAUAGAGCUAGUUAGCACUACAGCAUUAUAAGGAAAAAUGUAAGCUUAGGCUGUUAUUUUAUUAUAAUGUAAUUCCAUUUAAAUGGUUUUAUACAAAAACAUACUUGGACAAGCAACACAAAUGUGAGAAAAGAGAAACGGCUUGCGGACUAACGGAUGGGUUUGAUAGCGGUAUCCUGGGUAAACAUCCUCAAACUCAACAAAGAGCAGGACAGACCCGAGACUCUAGUCGCAUUGGAGCGGCUGCCCCGCAGUGGAUGUUCCAGGCUUUUUCUAACAUAACUUGGAACUCAACACAAAAUAAUGUAGUUAGCUAUGAUACGCUCCUUGGCUUUGGAAGUAACGCUAUUGUACUACUCUAGCUAGAAUGGCAUUUAGCCAGGUGUGCUAACAUUAGCAGCUAAGAACUCACAGUGUUUAACCCAUUCCUUGCACUUCUGCUCUCGCAUUUAUGGUUGUGGAAAGGUGAAAAAACCGACACCACCCUUCAGGCUUGUUGGAUACAGACUAUGGCUCUUUUUAGUUGCCCCGUGAACACCACUACAAAGCUUAAAAAGCUGCUUUGCCGAGUCACAGUUGCCAAGUUUCGAUCAAAGAAUCAUUGUUUGGGGGAGGGGUUUAGCAAAUUCUGUCUUUUUAUGAACCCGACUCAAGCAAUCAUGCGACAUGUGACCUAAGUACUGUAUGUAAAUCGUCAAAGCAUUCUGUACUGUAUGUCGGCUCCCGAGGACUGCUGGGAAAAUUAGCCACAGCAUUGCAAUCACGUUCAGCUCUCUGAUGUAGACGCAUCUGUUUUCAUCAGCUUUUCAGAUGGAGGCAUAUGGUUUUUGAAUUCUCCCCACAGGAAAUACAAGCUUUUUAUUUUGACAGACUUCCCGACAACACAUGAUCAAGACGUUUACAUACAUCGCUGCGGCAUGUUCAGCAAGUUACUUUAGCCAUUUGGACACUGACAGGAGCAUUUCUGACACGCAGCUUGGGUUUAUGUAGCUUCUCAAAACAUGAUUAAUGUAUAGUAGAACUUAAAUGUUAUUUACCGAGCAUAAACAUGGUAUAUGCACUGUAUGUACUUGGCUGAAACUAUAAAUUGGACAAAUAAAUGUCUGAUGAUAUUCUAUUCCAGAGCAUUGUGAGCUAUUUUGACAUUCAGAUACAGUACAACAUAGAGUACAUUGAAUAAACCAGAAUACUGUUUUUUUAUAACAAAUUAUGUGUAUAUUUCUCCCAGUAUGUACAUGAUUAUGGAAUAUUAUUGCAUCUGAGAAAGAGGAUAUCAAUGUAACUCUCCUACUGUAGUUAAAUAGCCCCAUUUAUGACAUUGCUUAAAUAUAGUAUUGAUUUUUUUUUUUUUUUGGCUAAGAUUUGAACUUAUUUUUCUACCUUUUACUAAUUUUUUGCUGUUUUCAUGAGCUGAAGUGAAUGAGAUGGACCAGCCAUGGAUAGCUCAUAUUUAAAUUUUUUAAGACUGUUCAGUGCCGUUACGGUAAUUUUUUUUUUUUACUGCUGAAAUAAUUAUGGUGACAAUAACUAGAAGUUGAGCAAGAAAGAAAAUUGGCAUUGUAUGCUGAUUGAGAAGGAAAUAAAUUAAUGUUUGAAGACAAAUACAUUCUAUACAGUACCAAUGAAGGCUUUUUUUAUGGUAUAUUUGACCAGACGUGAGCAAGUUGGAAAAUUCCCACAGACUGGAUGUGUGCAUUUUGGAUGGAAAGUUAGAGAGAAAUGUUAUGAGCUGCUACACGACAAAAACCCUUAACUGGGACUGAUUACAUUUCUCAGAACUGUGUCUUACAGUAUAUCUGAUCAUUUUAUGUCUGAAUCCCAGUGUCAUAUCUUCAUUGGCCCUGGAAUAUGAGAUAAAGUAAAGUUUAUUGAGGUGGAUCAGUGCUUCACCUUUCUUUGAAGAGUUCCUCCGAGCUCAGAAGGCCUCAAAACUAGGGACACCUCCGAUGUAAGGAUCCCACUUUUGGACAAAAAAGUUAAAGAUGUUACAUAUGUUUGCUGUCCAUCUCCAUCCCAUCUGUUGUUUAAAAAUACCAAACAUGGCUUUUUGGAGAUGCAGACUCCCUCUGAUAUCUGGCAUCAUUAACUUCUUAGCUUGUGAAAAUGUAAAAUCUAUUGUACAAAAGUUAUGAUUAAAAACUGUUAAAUCA